CUCUAUUAGACACGUUUAUAGUAUCUGCUCUCAGUACAUUUGUCAGAAGCUUGCGAAGAAACCACAGAGUGCCAGCGUGAACAGCAAAAAAAGAGAAGUCAAGAGAAGCAAAGCAAAAUGGUGUCGGCUGGUAUGCAGAUGCUGGGCGCUGCCUUGGGCCUCAUUGGCUGGAUCGGUGUUAUCGUGGUCUGCGCUCUGCCUAUGUGGAGGGUCACGGCUUUCAUUGGCAGCAACAUCGUCACAUCGCAGAUCAGCUGGGAAGGCAUAUGGAUGAACUGUGUGGUUCAGAGCACAGGACAGAUGCAAUGCAAGGUAUACGACUCCAUGCUGGCACUGAGCUCGGACCUUCAAGCCGCACGUGCUCUCACAGUCAUCUCCAUCGUGGUGGGCAUCCUGGGCAUCCUACUGGCAGUGGCUGGAGGAAAGUGCACCAACUGUGUGGAGGAUGAAAAGUCCAAGGCAAAGGUUGCUGUGACAGCGGGCGUGAUCUUUAUAAUCUCAGGGGUAUUGUGUCUGAUCCCUGUUUGCUGGACUGCCCAAACCGUCAUUAGGGACUUCUACAACCCACUGGUCAACCAGGCACAGAAGAGGGAACUGGAACAUACUUCAACAAUGGUAUCCCAAGGUCUCCAAAUACUGGGUGUUAUGCUGUCCCUGAUAGGAUGGCUCGGAACAAUCAUCACCUGCGCUCUGCCUAUGUGGAGAGUGACAGCUUUCAUUGGAGCGAACAUUGUCACUGCGCAAAUCAUCUGGGAGGGGUUAUGGAUGAACUGUGUGGUUCAAAGUACUGGACAGAUGCAGUGUAAAGUCUACGACUCCCUACUGGCUCUUCCUCAAGACCUUCAGGCGGCUCGAGCUAUGGUUAUCAUCUCCAUCAUUGUAGGCAUUUUCGGUGUGCUAAUGGCUGUGAUUGGUGGAAAGUGUACCAACUGCACGGAGGACAAAGCAGCAAAAGCAAAAGCCUGCAUAGUCUCAGGGGUGAUCUUCCUCAUCGCUGCCUUUCUCAUCUUAAUACCUGUGAGUUGGUCUGCCCAGACCCUCAUCAGGGACUUCUACAACCCCCUGGUGUUAGAAGCCCAGCGUCGAGAGUUAGGAGCUUCUCUGUAUAUUGGCUGGGGAUCUGCAGCUCUACAGCUGCUGGGGGGAGGACUGCUAUGCUGGAAUUGCCCUCCAAAGGAGAACCAUUCAUACCCAGCAACCAAAUAUGUCCCUACUAGAUUAUUGUCCCCAGGUAUGAAUUAUGUUUGAGCGACAUGGCACAUGUUUCCAUGGGAACUCUACAACAAAAGUGGAUUCAUCAACUGUGCUAACUAUGUCUCCAGGAAAGUCAUGUAUUUCUAUUCUUUUGA
Messenger RNA from Silurus meridionalis, 1349 nucleotides. Its product is annotated as claudin-4-like. The transcript is spliced from 2 exons. Bases 118 to 1248 code for a protein of 376 amino acids. NCBI's taxonomy places the organism in Eukaryota, Metazoa, Chordata, Actinopteri, Siluriformes, Siluridae. Gene Ontology annotation, molecular function: structural molecule activity. Gene Ontology annotation, biological process: cell adhesion; bicellular tight junction assembly. The record is from RefSeq and is a predicted model, not a curated record. Gene Ontology annotation, cellular component: bicellular tight junction; plasma membrane.